CUUUUACUUCCUUUAGAAAAAAAAAGGGAAAGUAAUGAAAAGAUUUCCAUGUAUAGCUAUUUUAAGUAUCAAAUUGCCUUUUUUCAGGGUCUUUGAAAGAAAACAAGAACAAACAACUUUUUUUUUUUGGUGGGGUCAAAAUUAUGUACUAAAGAACAGGGCUUUAAUGUUAUAGAAACCACUACAACGCUUGUUUUGUUUGUUUCGUUUCUCUCUCUUUCUCUUACUUGCUUUGCUUUGCAUUGCUUUCUCUCUAUCACAUUGUCAUUUGGUUUAGUUUGGUUUGGUUUAUUUUGCUUGUUUUGAGAGUGUUCAUGGCCGAUGAUAAUGACUAUAAGCAUGCUACUUCGAGUGAGAACUGCACAGAUUCUGACAACAGGCCAGGGAAGAACUCAGAAGAUGUGGUUAUUCAAGCAAGACAUAAAAGACAAGGGGCUAUAUUUUCUUCAUAUUCAUCAGCCCAUGAAUUAUGCGGCCUAAACACAGAAAAGGAGAAAAAAGAUGGAUCAUCUCCUAAAGGAGUUAUAGAAGCCUGUUUAGGAUUAGGAUUGGAAUCCAAUAUGACUUCUCCUGAUGAGAGCCCCAAGGCAGAAAUUCGUUGUACACAUUCAGGAGCGUUUUCUAACUGGAGAAAAUUCUUUAAAUUAUGGAAAAGAAGACCAGGAAAGCAUUUAGCUUCCUUUCCCCCUCUUACUGUACCAAAGCUAUCAAGAAAAAGCAGCAGGAGCACAAAAGAGAAUCCUGUGCUGAGAGAUUUAUACAACUUCAAGUCUUCUUUAAAGAACUUCAGCCUACGUCAGCUCCAAGCUGCAACAAACAACUUUAACCCAGAGAACAUAAUUGGAAAGGGUGGUUAUGCUGAAGUCUACAAGGGUUGUUUAGAAGAUGGAAAGCUUCUAGCAAUAAAGCGGCUGACAAAAGGGACACUUGAUGAGAGGACAGCUGGUUUCCUAUCUGAGCUUGGAGUUAUAGCCCAUGUAAACCAUCCAAACACUGCUAAGUUGAUUGGGUGUGGCAUUGAGGGUGGAAUGCACCUUGUUUUUGCGUUAUCUACAUUGGGAAGUUUGGGAUCAGUUCUUCAUGGUUCAAGAGGUACACUAAAUUGGAGUAAAAGAUAUAAGAUUGCUUUGGGUAUAGCAGAUGGCCUCACAUAUCUUCAUGAGACUUGUGAAAGGCGAAUUAUUCAUAGAGAUAUCAAGUCUGAUAAUAUUCUGCUUACAGAGAACUUUGAGCCUCAGAUUUGCGAUUUCGGCCUUGCCAAGUGGCUACCAAGACAGUGGACUCACUACAACGUGUCAAAAUUUGAAGGCACUUUCGGCUACUUUGCUCCUGAAUACUUCAUGCACGGGAUAGUUGAUGAGAAAACUGAUGUCUAUGCAUUUGGAGUUUUACUUUUAGAGCUCAUAACCGGACGGAAAGCUUUAGAUGAUCAACAGCAAAGCGUUGUGAUAUGGGCAAAGCCUCUGCUUGAUGAGAACGAUAUUAAAGAUCUUGUAGAUCCUUCCCUAGGUGAUGAUUAUGAUGAAGAGGAGGUGGAUCGCAUGGUUUUAACUGCCUCUUUGUGCAUCGAGCAGUCUCCUAUUCUUCGUCCUCAAAUGAGUCAGGUCGUGAUACUGCUGAGGGGUGAUGAAUAUGUAGCAGACUGUUUUAAAGAAUCCCAAAGGCGAUCCAUCCAAAGAACAUACUCGAACGAACUCUUGGAUGCACAUGAAUACAACUCUACGAAACAUCUAAGCAACAUCAAUCGACUCCAGGAGAUUGCUUUAGGUUCUUAAAAGCUAGUUAACUUCUUUCAAACCAUAAGGUCUUUUUAAGUAUGAAGGUUUGCUGGAAUACUGUUUGCCAUGGCAUUUGGAAGCAUUGGUUCUUACUCCAUGAAAACCAAUUCAAAGCUCUUCCAAAUUUCAUGUGAAACAGUUUGCUUCUGUUGGUUUUCUUUUCAAUGUAUAUUUAAGGUUCGGUGUGAAACUUGUAAGGAACUUGAAACUACAUAUAUGCAAGAAACAAUUUUGAACAGAGUAGAAUGUUCAAUUUGGAUUAAUUUGAAGUUUUGGAUGAUUGAUGUUAUGGACAAAAAACAUGAAGAGAUACCCCAUAAAAAACAUGUUAUACCACAUUUUAAGGUUGUCUUGACCAAGUUUAGAAAUGGGGUUGCUUUGGUUUGGUUUCUUCAAUUAGUGUUUUGAGUAAAUCAAGGAUUAUUCAUGAUGAUACUUUGGUGAUUAAAUGGAAAGAAUUGAACAUCAAAUCAAUGCUGAAUUAAGCAAUCAAUGUGAAAUGAUCAAUCCUUAUCUUCUUUUCCCAAGGUAUGAA
Messenger RNA from Durio zibethinus, 2313 nucleotides. RefSeq names its product ROP binding protein kinases 2 (gene RBK2). Lineage: Eukaryota; Viridiplantae; Streptophyta; Magnoliopsida; Malvales; Malvaceae. The record is from RefSeq and is a predicted model, not a curated record. Gene Ontology annotation, biological process: protein phosphorylation. Gene Ontology annotation, molecular function: ATP binding; protein kinase activity.